AUGAUCACAAUAAUGAAUGAAAAUUCAUUUGUCGAUGUAUAUUCUGCGCCAAGGCAGAGUUCUUUAUACGACAAUCGAAAAAGGAGCAAAGAAUCGAGAACUUAUACAGAAAAUGGAAGAAUUAUGAUAAAUGGCGAGCCAAAAUCACCAAUUGGUGAAGUAGAUGAUAUGUGGAAAAAUGUGAUUGUGACAGCAAAUGCGAAAAGAAUGGUGAAAAAAUAUGAGAAAACUGAAAAGAAAGGAGCACUUGCCACGUUUCGAAGGAUUUCGGCAAAAUUGAAACUUGUGAAAUCGGUUAAUAAAUCAUCAUCUUCAAGUUCUUCUACUCUAAAAAAUAGAGUAGAUCAGAAGAAAAAUAUAGAUGAGAAUGAGCAGAAAAAAGUGGCGAAUUCGAGAUCUGAACCUUGUUUAAAUUGUGAAUUUGUGCAGAUGGCUUCGAAUUUUGUGACAAAUAUUCGAAUUGAUUCGAAUGAUGAUGAUGAAAUUGUUGAGGUGGGUGAUUUUUCGGAGGCUUGGUAAUUGUAUCAUGAUUUAGAUAUGUCCCUAGGCAUUCCAAGUUUAGAGUUUCCAGAAUAUUUUAUAUUUAAACUCGAACUUUUUGUUUAGAAAAUGAAAUUCUGGAGAAUAAUCUGAAAAUUAAAGAUAAUUUUAUGACACGUGGACUUUUUAAAAAUAAAUAUUUCUUACUUGUAAAGUUCUGAAAAUAAUGCGACGUUUAUUUUUUGUGAUUUAUUUCAAAUUUUCUCAUUUGAAGUUUUAUAUAAUUUUAUAAAAAAAUCAGUAAACCGUUUUCAAAAUUCAACGUGGAUUUUUCCUUCAGAAUUUCAUUCCAAAACGUCAGAGCAUGACGUAGAUAGAAAAUCAGGUUUGUUAUCUGAUGUCAAAAAAUGAACUUUUGUUGAACUAUCUUAUUCACAAAGUAAGUUCGGAUUACUUUCAGACGAAUCCCAAUAAAAUGGAUCGACCAAGUUUUUUGAAUCUACGAGAUGAUGGAAUAAUUGCAAAGUUGUUGGAAGAAUCAUAUCACGAAAAAAAGAUGAAAAAUCAUCGAGAAACCGAUAGUGGAAAAGGAAGUAUGGAUCAAGUUUACGAUGAAAAGUUCUAA
Messenger RNA from Caenorhabditis angaria, 1105 nucleotides. Lineage: Eukaryota; Metazoa; Nematoda; Chromadorea; Rhabditida; Rhabditidae. The record is from the annotation of a GenBank genome assembly.